AUGUUCCUCACAAGAUCUGAAUAUGACCGUGGUGUUAAUACCUUUUCCCCUGAAGGCCGUCUAUUUCAAGUUGAAUAUGCGAUCGAAGCUAUUAAGUUGGGUUCCACUGCGGUAGGGAUUCAGACUUCUGAAGGUGUUGUCCUGGCUGUAGAAAAACGUGUCACUUCCCCGCUUUUAGUAUCAAGUAGUAUUGAGAAGAUCAUGGAAAUUGAUACUCAUUUGGGUUGUGCGAUGAGUGGUUUAACAGCUGAUUCCAGAACAAUGAUAGACCAUGCUAGAGUUGAGGCACAAAUUAAAGUAGAGUCGGUCACACAAGCUGUAUGCGAUUUGGCACUGAGGUUUGGUGAGAGUGCACAUGGAGAAGAAUCUAUAAUGAGUCGACCUUUUGGCGUCGCAUUAUUGAUUGCCGGCGUCGACGAGAAGGGUCCUCAAUUAUAUCACGCCGAUCCCUCUGGUACUUUUAUGCAAUAUGAUGCUAAAGCUAUUGGUUCCGGAUCUGAAGGCGCUCAGACAGAAUUGCAAGAAGAAUACGAUAAAUCUAUAAGUUUGGUGAAUGCCGAAACACUAUCUCUUAAAGUUCUCAAACAAGUCAUGGAAGAAAAAUUGAACAAUACAAAUGUUCAACUUGCUUCUAUCACGCCAGAAUAUGGGUUUAGAAUUUAUAGUGAAGAAGAAUUACAAGUAGUAAUUGAUAGAUUAUUAUAA
Cetraspora pellucida is the source of this 705-nucleotide messenger RNA. NCBI's taxonomy places the organism in Eukaryota, Fungi, Glomeromycota, Glomeromycetes, Diversisporales, Gigasporaceae. The record is from the annotation of a GenBank genome assembly.